AUGGAGCGCACGGACAACCAGACCACCCACGAGCCUCACAAGAAUCUCUUCGACUAUUCAAACGUGGUAACAUUUACAGCCGGCAAAGGGAGCUACCAGCAGUACUUUGCAUUCGACGGGCCACGACUCUGCCGUGAAUCCACGUACUUUGCACACCGGCUGCAUGGAGAUCACCCAGAAGCGAGGAGCCGACAUUUCGAUUUUGGGAACAUCAAGCCUGCCGUCCUCGCAUGCAUGCUGUCCUGGUACCGUGGCUGGGGUUGCGUCUCCUGCGACGAAGACAGCAGCCAUGUUAAUGAUGCAUUGUCGCUCGCCGAGAAAUGUCGCAUUGUUCGGUUCAAAGAACAUCUGGUUCAGAAGACAAAGAAACGGACCCGCGCCUUGGGACUGGAAAAGGCGCAGAGUGACUAUCCCUUGUCUCCUUGCGGUGACGACGAAGGAGGAGUCCUUGCCACUGAACUCGAGCCAGCACUUCCACAAUGGGAGACCAAGGAUCCUACAGAUGGAGACGACGCAUCUCAUUCUCUAUGUGGUCGAGGGAUGACCGCUCUUUAG
Messenger RNA from Fonsecaea pedrosoi CBS 271.37, 555 nucleotides. RefSeq lists its product as uncharacterized. Bases 1 to 555 code for a protein of 184 amino acids. The record is from RefSeq and is a predicted model, not a curated record. The transcript has a single exon. Lineage: Eukaryota; Fungi; Ascomycota; Eurotiomycetes; Chaetothyriales; Herpotrichiellaceae.